This is a messenger RNA of Ectocarpus sp. CCAP 1310/34, 3120 nucleotides long. Lineage: Eukaryota; Phaeophyceae; Ectocarpales; Ectocarpaceae. The record is from the annotation of a GenBank genome assembly.
CGUAGCUCCUCGUUUUGACCAGUGCGCUCGGUGCCAGGAGCAGCGAGAGCGUGUGAGAGAUCCACAUCACAGAAGUGGCCACUGUCAAGGUGCCAAGCGCUGUUUGCCACAGCAGCAACGAGGACAUCUACAACAAAUACCGCUGCAACCCAAACAUCAACAACACGAAGAGUUUUUGCGGGCACAUCCUCCCCGUCCUGCUGCUACCGUCACCGGCGGCUACGUUCGGCUCCUCAGCCGAGCAGCGUUGGCCACCGCGACGAUAAUGCUCGCCCUGCACCCUCGACUCUGUACAGCCUUUUCCUCUACCACCAUCGCUGCCGCCCGGUUGCCGCAAAGCCGCAGCGUGGUCCCGCAAGGCGUCCGGCGCAAUGCAUACAGAGGGGGAGGAGUAGGCAGACAUGGAGCGGCGGCCGCCGCGGUUGCACGGAAGCCCUCAGUCCCGUGGGUCGCGGCGCUACGUGCAGCAACAGGAGGUGGUGCCGCUACCGAUGCCACCGCUCCGCUCAGUUCAGUGAAGGAGACUGAAGCGGGGGAGGACACAACAGAGCCUGGCGUUGACAGCGGAAGCGGCGGCAGGCCCGUGGAAGAGCGAUAUCUAAUGCGGGAGGAGAGGAAAAGAAGGAGGAAGCUGGCCCGGGACGCCAGAAAGCUCAACGUUGGCAGGGCCAAGAGCGUCCGACGAGCGGGGACGCCCACGGAGAAGGUGGGUCUGGAGGCUCUCCACCCCCCUAAGGGGCCGCCGGGAUCGGGCGCGCCUGCCCUCUCCGGCCUCCCAGAUAUGUCGAAGCCCUUCACGGUUCUCGGGAUCGAGACGAGCUGCGACGACACGGCGGCGGCGGUGGUGCGCUCCGACGGCGCCGUGCUCGGGGAGGCGAUCGCGGGGCAAGCGGAUGUCCACGAGGAGUGGGGAGGCGUCGUGCCCGGACUGGCGAGGGACUCGCACGCGUUGAAGAUGGACGGGGUGGUCGAGAGGGCGCUGGAGCAAGCGGGGCUAGGUUCGGCGGCCGAAGUUGAUGCUGUUGCUGUCACCGUAGGGCCCGGGCUGGAGAUCUGCCUGCGGGUUGGCGCGGACAAGGCUAAGGCCCUCGCCGCUAAGUACGGAAAGCCAUUCGUGGCGAUUCACCACCUAGAGGCGCACGCGCUCCUCGCCAGAAAACCUUUCACCGAGACGCGGGCGUCUUCUCCUAGCGCUGCUGCUACGCCUGCUUCUGAGGCCGCUCCGGCUUUGCGUUCGAUUCCUCGCGCUAGCGACGUGUCUGCGGCAGCCGCAGUUGCGUCCUCGGCUCCUUCCACGUCUGCCUUUGCGACGGCUUUCACGGCCGCUGUCGCCGAUGUUUCGGCCUCUUCUGCUGCCGCUGACGAUGUGGCGGCCGCUCCUUCCGCUGCUAGCGACCGCUCCCCUGCUGAUUCUGCUGGUCCUGGCGACGUGUCCACCGCUGCGGCUGCUGCUUCUUCGGUGCCGUCCGCGGCCGCUUUUUCGGCCGCUUUUUCGGCGGCGGUUACCGACGUUUCCUCCGCCAGCGGAAGGGCUGCCAGCGGCGUUGCUCCUCCCGCUGCUGCUUCUGACUCAGAGCCUCCUGCGUCUUCUCGCAAGGGUGCCACCGGCGGCGGCGCCUCUGCGGUCGAGGACGAUGGCGAUGCCGGAGAAAUGCCUCCGUUGGAGUUUCCGUUCUUGGCGUUGCUCGUCUCAGGGGGUCACUGCCAGCUCCUGCUGUGCGAGGGUGUGGGUGUGUACACGGUGCUGGGCGGCACGGUUGACGACGCCCUGGGAGAGGCUUAUGAUAAGGCGGCGCGACUCCUCGGCCUUCAAGUCGGCGGCGGCGGAGGCCCAGCAGUGGAAGCUUUAGCUCGAAGGGGAGACCCUUCUGCCGUCCCCUUGGCAGUCCCGAUGCAGUCUCGGAAGGAUCUCGACUUCAGCUUCGCCGGUCUGAAGAAUUCCUUCCGCAUGGCCGUUACCAAGACCGUCGAGGAGAACGAUAAAAGGACGCGCGAGAACAAGCGGCCGGGGGCCACGCAAGUCGGGGGUUGGGGAGACGGGGGCGACGCCGAGCUGGGCGCAGCUGAGACAGAGAAGGACACGGGCACCGAGGGGCUUGGUGGGGAUGAAGUUCUCUCACCGACGGCGUCGAUGGAGAGGAGAGGGGCGGCUUUGCCAGAGCCUGUGAGGGCCGACCUCGCUGCGUCUUUCCAGCACACCGCCAUCCGGCACCUCGAGGAACGGGUAAGGAGGGCGAUGGACACGUGCGAGGCGAUUGUUGGCAAGGUCCCUCGACGUGGCGUAUCCUCCCACCAAGGCACAACACCAGAGGGGCCGAGACCCGAGGCGGCCAGCACCUUGGGUGAGACGGAGUUUCAGAGCCCUGAUGACCGGAAGACGGGAAAAGGGGUCGACGAUAGGCCAACGCAGGAACUAAGACGGGAGAAGGAGGGGCGUUACGGGGAAGAGAGGAUGGCUACGGACGGGGUUCCAGCUGCAGCAAAGGUGAAGAGCCUGCGAGCCCUGGCUGUCGUUGGCGGUGUCGCGGCGAACCAAGAGCUGCGGCGACGGUUGCAGGCGCUAUGCGACGAGAGAGAGCCGGAGGCGUGGCGGAUGGUGGUGCCCCCCGCUCGCCUCUGCACCGACAACGGCGUGAUGGUGGCGUGGGCGGCGGUGGAGCGUCUUCGUGAGGGCAUGUCCAACGACGCCGAGGAGCAGGAAGUUUAUGCUAGGCUCCCCCUCGGCCGCUAUGCCGGCCACGACCAUGAAGCGCCCUGAUGGGUGCUUGGCGUCGCGGGGUUGAUUUUGGUCGGGGUUUUUUUCGAACUGGUUCGCCAGGGUGUGUACGCUAGGUUCCCUCAAAAGGAGCACGUUGAUGCGUCGAUACACGUUUGUUUCGACAAUCGGUUUUAUUGUCGGCCUUGAUUGCUGUGUUGUAACCUUGGAACUUUGUUUUGCCCUUGUUGAGGUGCAUCAUGUUUUCUUUAUUCAUCUCGACUCAAGGAUGUUCUUCGCUCGAAUCAUAUCACCGGUGCAGUCCGCCGUGUCCCCAUGUCUGAAGACUGCAGCAGGAUGCCACGGUGUGUGCCAGGGUUCAACUGCUUUUUGGAGGACAUGUGGACAAUACAAGCGAUAACCUU